UAAAAUUAAGUUGGCAAUAUGAAAAGUAGUGUUUGACUUUGUGGCAGUUGUCAACAAAAAACGCUAAACGUAGAAAGAUAAAGAAGAAAUAAUAUUGAUAGUAAUAAAAACGCGUGUGUUUAGAAUCUCGCAUUUUAUUUAUAUAUAUAAUUAUUUAACGUUCAACUUUACUUUUGCGAGUUAAAUGUGCAAUGACGCCAUUUUUAUCCGUAUCUGUCAAAUCUUCUCAAGAUUGGUCUGUCAAACAUUUAUUUUCGAAGUAAACAAUAAUAUUUAUUAAAAAACCAAGAAUUUUAUUAACUGUUACUUAGGUCAAGUACUUGUGACCAAUAUGGGCAAUACCACUGAUGAUAUGGGUUUCCAAAAGGUCAGAAUAUGAAAAAACUUGAUAAAUAAUUCUGGGAUCAUGCAAGGAUCCACAAAAAUACCUAUUACUGAUCUCAAUGCCUAUAUAACUUGCAAAAUAUGUAGUGGGUAUUUUGUUGAUGCUAGUACAAUAAUUGAAUGUUUGCACACAUUUUGUCGCAGUUGUAUUAUCAAGUAUUUCCAGAAAAAUAAAUACUGCCCAGUGUGCGAUGUGCAAGUUCACAAAUCAAAACCAUUACUCAAUAUCAGACCUGACAAAACUGUACAAGACAUUGUCUACAAACUUGUUCCAAGGUUAUUUCAAAAUGAAAUGCAAAGGAGAAGGGAAUUUUAUGAUAAUCAUCCGGAAGCGAAACCUUCAAGUUUGGAGCAAUGCGGUGUAGUUGCCUAUCAGCAUUUGCUGACUCCAGAAGAAACUAUUUGCCUUACUCUCAGUUACCAUGGAGCUGAUAAUAAACCCAGGUAUUUGCGUUGCCCCGCAGCAGUUACAAUGGGUCACAUAAAAAAAUUGAUCCGUGCUAAAUAUGACCUCACAGAAAGUCAUAGGGUCGAUGUCUUUUACAAUCAAGAUUGCCUUAGUUCUUCCCUAACUUUAAUGGAUGUAGCAUAUAUUUAUUUAUGGAAAAGGAAAGGACCAAUAGAACUUACGUACCGAAUAUAUGAAAAUACUGCGAAAAAAAUAAAACUCGAAGUUCCACACCAUAAUGAAACAACAGGAACAAAUGUAGCCAAUAAUAACAAUAAUAAUAAUAAUAAUAUAAGUAACAAUAAUAAUUGGAAGGAAGUACAAUUGAGAAUAAGUGAAAAUGGUGAAAUGUCGAUAACUGGUAUCCAGGACGCGGCUUUAAGUCCGAGUCUAUUGGAAAUUGUAAAUAGUGAACCAAAGUACAAAAGUGAUGUUACAACGUUGGUGGAAACGCAACCGGUUAAUAAACAAACAACGUCUAAAAAAGAAGUACCAGGAUUAAAAUAUAUCGGUAAAGUGACCACAACAUGUACAAGUUUAUUAAAUAACAUAGCAGUUUCAUCGCAUACAAUAUCCCUGGGUAAUGUCACGAAUACUUACACAUCAGUAAGUUUACCAGCAUUUGUGGAUCCGAUAAUAAGCACUCCAAUUACUAGCGUCACAUUAUCAACGAAAAGUGAUUUUCUAACGGUUUCCCUACCUUCAUCUUCUAUUAGCUGCGCCACAUUAUCUUCGGGUGGUACCACAAUGGUUUUCAGUACUAUAAACACGUCAAAAUGUAGUACGAAAACAGAAGAUAGCAUAUUGAAAGCAGCUCAACCCGAUAUAACCGAAAUAAAUUCAGAAAGAGAUACCGAAAAACCUUUGAAAAGGAAAUUAGAACCGAACGUAGACGUCGAACCGCCCGCUAAACAAUCCAAACCUAUAAUUUUAAACCACAACAUAGGUUUACUGAACCUUUCGAAUAACCAUCCGUUGAAAAAGCAUUCGAAACUGAACAGAAAUGGUGAAAACUUGAAGGAUUUACAAAAAGUCACGUGCGUAUCGGAAAUUAAGAUAACAAAUGUCGUUACAACAUCUACGGUUACAAUAUUAAAUUCCACUAGUUUACAUAAAUUCAAUCCCGUUAAAAAAUUAGAAUCCGAACCGACCAAACCGAAUAUCAUCAAUAAAAGUAUUAGUAAUAUACAAAGACCUGGAACUCCAACGUCUACGACAAAACCGCUCGCAAUGAGAGCUAAAACAUUGAUUAGUGAAACCGGCGUGAAACCCCCAUGUUACCAACCGAGGACAGUAUACGGAUCAUCCAUUAAUGUCCCUAAAACUUUAACAUCGACCACUACACUUUCAAUUGUUAGUGGAAGUGUUGAUAUUCCAACAACAGCAGAUGUGAAAUCAACACCAAAAGUAUCAGUUUCACAAAAAGUAGAAAAAUCAGUUGCUGUUACUUCAGUUCAACAUUCCCAGUCAAAUCAAAACAACAACAAAAUCCCCAUGACGACUCAGCCAUCUCAAUUAAUACAAAAUGCUCUUAAUAAAGAUUCAACAGCCAAUCAACAAUCCACUAUCGGUACAAAUAAAAUUCAAAAUAUCACCGGAAUUCGACCAAUUUAUUCUGAUUCGGGCAAAUGUACAGUAUUAAGUGUUCAUACUUUCCCACCACCUCAAACAACACAGGGUAUAAACGUCAAAACUACUAGUUCAACACAACUACAAACGUCCCAGGUUGUUACUAGUAUUACCAAUGCAGUUGGUAAAACAACAAUUGCAGUAACUACCAGUCCACCUCAAAUUACAUCUAACAAAGUAUCUAAUAUCAAAACUAAACCCAGUACUCCAAUAGGUUACAAAACUUUAAGGGAUCCACCGAAAAGUUGGAAUUCCCAAAUAUCCAAAGCCAAUAUCAGCAAAUCGAGUCCGGAUCCGAAAUUUUCCGAUCUGAAAAACGUCAGACCAGCAAAGUUUUUCAAAAUGAGAAACAAUCUUCCAAGAUAUUUGGGUAAUCCUGCUUCUGGAGUAAAACCUAUGUACCAAGUCCAGGCUAGUCCUGAAAAAGAUAAAACUACCGAGUCAGUUAAAACGGACAAAAGUGAAAUCAAGAAGCACUCAAUCGUGAAAAUUGAUCCGAAAACUUUGAAACCCGUAUCGGAGAAAGCUCCUGAAACGACAAGUCUCAGUAACCAAAGUAUCACCAAUCAAAAUUUGAAUAGCCACAUGUCAGGACAGUUAUACCAAACCCAGUGCCUAAAUAGUAAUUUGAAUAUUCCUAACAGUCCUGGUAUUAAUCUACAGAACGAUUUAAAGAUAAAUACUAGUUCAGUUUCUAUUUUUAAUCCCCUCAAGUUACAAAGUUCCCCUAAGAACGAAAGGAGAUCACCAAAAAGUCCUCAUUCGCCCAAAAUGAAAUCCUCCAAUUCCCCCACUGGGAAUAAAAGAGAUAAGGUAAAUUUAAACUUUACUCCACCGAAUCCCUUCGUUCCCAACAUACCUUCAAAAACAUUGAGUCCCACUCAGUUUAUCUAUCCUAACAUGCCCCCGGGAUUCACUCCUUACGAUCCACGAGUCAUGGCCGCUUACUACAGCCAGUGGUACGGUCAGCGGAUUGCUUUUCCUCCAGCAGCUCUUCCCGGACUUAACCUAGAUCUGAAUCAAAGGAAGGGUUUGGAUAUUCUGACAUCUCCAAGCAGUCCUAAAAUAGAUCCGUUGACGCAAUCGAUGCUCAAUCAUCAAAUGCCCAUACGACCACCACCUUUAGCGUCUACCAGUACAACCCCUCUACCAAGGAGCCAUAAUACUUCUCUAUCUUCCCCGACGAUUACCAAACCACCGUCGGUUUCGAAGAAAUCAUGGAAAGAGUCGAAAAACGAUAAGAGUCUGGAAACGGUAGUGGAAAAAAUGACCCAGAACCUCAAUAAAUUGACCGGUCAAAUCCAUCAAGAUGCGAGUAGUCAGCGUGCUAAAGAGGUUGAAGUUAAAAAGACGGAAAUGGAGAAGAAUUCCCCUAGGAUAGAGGAAAAAGUCGAAAAAGAAAAUAGCGAUGGUAAUAGUGAUAAUUUGGUGAAAAUUGUGGACCAAAAACGUGAGCUCAAUAAAAUUAAUAAUGGCAACGACAAAGUCGAUAAUGGAACAAAUCGAUUAUCGAAUGUUGCCGAAAGUGAUACUGAUGUGAAUGUACCGGUUAGCGAUAAUUCUAAUAAUAAAGAGGAAACAAAAGUAGAAAAGCCCUUAACGUCUACUCCACAACCUCCAAUCAUACUUAACGCUACUGUCGCGACGGUACUCGAUACCAGUGAUAACAGUAUAUCGACAAAAGAAUCUAACGACAAAGAAGACACCGUCAAAGAAAUCACGGAUGAAAAGUCCGAAGUGAAAACAAAACAAGAAACCAAGAUAAACGACGACGUAAGUGAUAUGAUUAAAGAUAGUAGGCAAACGGAGUUGAAAGAAAAAGAGUGAGUAGUAGAUUUGUACAUUGUAUAUACGGGGUUUUUUUUGUUGAAUAUUUUUAAUAUAUUUAUAAUGAUAGUCGUUCAAACAACACUUAGGAAGAUUUUCGUUGAUAUAAAACAAAAACAUAUCUACUGCUAGUAUUCUCUGUUUUCCUUUAGAAAAUAUUUUAAACUGAACACUCGGUUUACUACAAUCGUGUAAACGCUCACGAUAACACGUUUCGAUAGCUAUUCCGUCAUCUUCAGAAAUAUCGUAGCGAGUUUGAAUCCCCGAAGAUGAUAGAAUAGCUAUCGAAACGUGUAAUCGUGAGUGUAGCUGUAGUGGUGAUAAUAGUGUUUUCAAUUUGUUGUUUCACAGAAAAAUUACAGGACGUCGUGAUAUUGUGUAUACUGAUGUCGAAUAACCAGUUUUGAAUAUAAAAAAUUUUUUUUAAAUUACUAAACCGUAUUUAUAUCUAUAUAUGCAUAAUUUCCUGAUGUCUUGUGUUAUAUAAAGUGCGAUUAGUUAGUGUGGAAACUUUCUUUAAUUCGAAACUAACAUUUUUAAGUGAAAUUCUUUAUUUUCUCGUCAAUUUCCCAACAAUCGGUUAAUUAUACCUCGAUGUGGCAUUCUUCACUAGAUCUCUCUUUAUCCUGUUUUUUUGUUGAAUCCCCCGUGCCUUCCUCAAUUUUUUUUAUUCCAGAUCGUCUUUUUAUUCUGUUUUUUCCUUCCCCUUUCAUUAUUUUAAAAUCUGUUUUGCCUCUGCUCCAUCUCUAUUCUCCGCCAUUUAUUCAUAUAUAUUUUUUUAUUUUUUAUUCAAUAGCAUAUUGUUGUAGAUUCCAGAUGAUCUCUUUAUUUGGUACUACUUUUCUGAAUAGAUUAAUUUAUGAUUACUGAUAAUUGACGUUUGACAGUUUCUCGUCGUACAGAACAAAUUUGAGUACUACAGUAACUGUAAUCUAACAAGGCCACUGUUUGUUAGUCUCUCUCGCAGACGAGACCCUCGUUUGCUUCCUUUACAGGUUGACUAUUCUUUGCUAUUCAUAUGACUGGUGACCUAUGACAGAUGUGACAUUAUAAAAUUGACGUUAAGAAUCGUUUUAAUGUUAAACUUUUCAUAGGUUCUAAGAGAUAAGUAUAUAUAUUUAACAGGUUAAAAGGGUUGAUCUUGUUUGGUACUACUCUUACUACUAGUAAGCCUUAAAUAUCAAUUUACAAUCAUCACUGACAAUUGACAUGUGACAGAUUCUUGUCUAACAGAAUAAAUUGGAAUACUUAUUAUUCUGGGUUAAUCUUGUUUGGUACUACUUUUCUUAAUAAGCUUUAAAAGUCAAUUUAUGGUCACUGACAAUUGACGUGUGACAGUUUAUAUAGGGUACACUGGGCCACGAUCGGUUGGUCUUUCUCGAGGACGAGACCGCCGUUUGCUUGCUUUAAAGUUUGACUAUUCUAUGGUAUCGAUAUGACUGUCGACGUCUGACAGUUGUCACAUCAUAGAAUUGGCGCUAAAAAUUGUUAUAAUGUGGUAGUAAGAGGGGAAUUUAACUGGUAAAAGGUGUUUAUUUUGUUGUUUGGUAGUUACUAAUCUUCAUUUUCUUCGUAAGAAUUAUACUCGAAAUAUGAGGUUUUAUUAUCGUCAGUAAUUCAAUACACUUCAUUUCAAGAUGUCAAUCUACUUUUUGUUUCCUCUAGUACAGAUCUUUUUAGAUUCACUAUUCCUUUUGUUGUUAUGUUAAACUGAAGAACUUUUUCCAUUUUCGAAUUAAAGAUUUGUUUAUACACUAUUUUUUCAUAGAAAUAUAUACGUGGCAGUUUUUGCUUGGCUGUUGCAUUUUUAAAUACGUAAGUAAUAUUGCAUUGUAUAACUUUUUAUCUAUUUUUUAUUCGAUUUAUUAAGAAGUCUUCCACUUUUUUUUUAAAUUUUAUUGAAUAUCAAAUGUGCUUAUAACAAUUCCAAAUUCAAUUGGAAAUUUUUUAAUAAUUUGAAUUUUUUUUGCGAGGUAAUUUGAGGUUUUUGAUCAUUAUUCCAGUUUUUUACUAGUUUUAAAUCAAAUCUGUAUUGAUCAUUAUGGUGUUUUCACGUAAAAAUAUAAUAAACAAGCAAAUAUCUAUUUUUUUUAAUAAAUAUCAACUCAAUGCAAUACUCUUACGGAGCUGUAGUAUUGUCUUAACUGUUUAGUAUUUUUAAUUCCUAUACAAAAAAAACAAAGUUUGUCGGGUAUUUGUAUUAUUUUAAAAGUUUUUUGGAAAAAAGUGCCUGGUCCUAAUUAGUGUAGUAAGAGUAAAUUGGUUUUUUGUACAUUAUUAUUGUAAAAUAGCAGCUCUGAGGUGCCUUUGAGACAAUUUUCAUUUUCUAGAUCUUAAGCUUAUGUAUAAAAUAUCAACCAUCAGUUUUAAAUUUAAAUACUCCGCUUUGAUGGACACAUAAAGUUUAUUUCGUUGUUUUUGUCUUGAAGCCAAAUCGUAAAUGUAAGUUUUCCCCCAAUUUAAUGUUUGAUAAGUUCUAAUAAAAGAAAAUCAAAUUUUCAAUGACGUGAGUCAAUUAUUCUGAAUCAACAGCAUUCCACAUCCUUGCAACAUUAAUAAUACAAAAAUUGGGCCUCAAAAGUUUAUUUUUGUAAUCAAGGAGAGGAUCGCCAUUCAAAAGACAAAUUUUCCGGAAAAAUUUCAUUUUACCCUAAAUUUCAAGGAUUUAUAAUAAAAGGGAGAAUGAAGAGUAUUCAAAAGCUACCCCAAAAAUCAUAUUUGUGCAAAUACAUUUCUCACCACCGCUUAAAUAGUGUCAAAAGUUAAAAAAUACUUUGGAGUAAUUAGGGUUUGAUAAAUCUGUGUCUUCUAAAUGAUUAGAAGCUCUUGAGGAGUUGAUAUUCAGUAGAUCUUCGGUUACAAGCUUCCAAGAGUAUCUUUGCUUGACUUACUGCUAUUUUUCUAGUUUUUAUUCUGAAGGGCUUAUUCGUUACUACUUUAUUAAUUCUGUUUGUUAUUUCAUUUCCCUCUACUCCAAUAUGCCCUAGAACUCAUUCUUUUUGAUUACUUAUUCAAUUUAUGCAUUUUCUAACCAGUAGUUCAAAUGUUCAUUCAUUGAUCCUAACCAGCUUGGAUCUUUUUAACAAUAGUUCAAAUGUCCAGUUAUCGAUCAUAACCAGCUUGGAUCUUAUUGCCGGUCGUUCAAAUGAUCAAUCAUCGAUUUUUGUAGAUAAAUGUUCCGAUAUACCGAAUUUAUUUUCCAAAAUAUUCAAUUCAACAAUUUUCUACUAUAAAUAGUUGAAAUGUAUGAACUCAAAUUACUUCUGUAAGAGUUUUGAGGAUGCCUAAUGCAGUUGACAAUAAGUGACCCAUCUUUUAGGGAUUGUAGAUUAAUAAAUAUAAUAGGAAGUAUUUUAUCUAUAUAUUUAUAUUAUAUAUUUUUUGGCUUUUUUCUCAAUUUUUCUUUCGCAUCUCAUUUUAGUCAUUUAAGAGAUAUUUCCUUGAUAAUUUUAAUGAUACUAACAAAAGGGCAAACUUAUGUUUUAAAUGAUUUGUGCCAAUUUGUGUAUAUUUUUCUUUAUUUUUAUCUUUAUCAUGUAAUUUUGUUGUCUAUAAGUAUUGUCCGUUUUUUACAAGAAAAAAAAAUGAAAAUAAUUUGUUUUCGACAAUUUAAAACAAAAUUUAUUCUAUCAAAAAAAAAUAAUAUAUUUAUUAACAAAAAUAUAACUUUAUAUAGAAAAAAUUCCCGAUUUUGUAGCAUUAAAAGUUGUAGAUACAAUUAGCAGAGGUUUCAAGAUGUACACGGAGAGGUUAAAAAGUUUUAAAUCGAAUUCAAGACAAAGUGUAAAAAAAGUAUGUAAAGAAAAUAUCAAGUCAAGGAUUGCAUAUAUUCAUAAUAUACCAACCCCCUGAACCAUUUUGAUAGAAAAACAUCUUUGUUAACUGUUUUUUCAGAGUAUAGGUCUCUUUACUCAACAAAAAUCAAGUAGGUUCUUACUGAACACACUGUUCACUACUACAAUCACCUUUUUUAAAGAUUAUAAUAGUAACAAAUAUCACCAACAGCUGCAGUUGUUCCAAUCUAAGUAGGUUCUUAUCGUCUAAAACAGUUUAAUUUGGAUAUAAUGUUUUGAUUAUAAACUCCUUCUAUGAGUUAACACAAAGAAAACAUUUAAUUCACACAAUUUCCAAUUUCUACGCAACCCAUAUAAUUUUAACGAAACAAGCUUCAAACGUUUCAAAUAAAUUGUAAAUGACAUAGAUGGGCGAGCAAUAUUCCAAGGAUGGAUUAGUCUGGAUCUCAUAGAAGCUAUUGCGGCGUUGAUAUUUAACAGAUCUUCAAUUAUGUGCUUCCAAGAAUGUUUUUUCUUGUCUUAUCCUCUAUAGAAUACCCCCAUUUUUCUAAUAUUUAGUUUAUUGUUGAUUCUCCAGAAUAAUUCAUGUGCUCUGAAGUGUUUGGCCGUUCCCACUUCAGCAAUUGCAUCAUGCGCUAUAAAGUACCCCUAUUUUAAUAGUUUUUCCUCUAUUGUUAAUUCCGCAGAAGGAUUCAUGGACUCUGAAGGGUUAAUCUGUUACUACUUUAGUAAUUCUGUUUGUUAUUUCAUUUCCCUCUACUCCAGUGUGCAACGGAACUUAUUCUUUUUGAUUACUCGUUGAAUUUAUGCAUUCCCUAACCAGUAGUUCAAAUGUUCAAUCAUCGAUUUUUAUAGAUAAAUACCAAAUAUAUUUUUGAAAAUAUAUUUCAGUUUGUAAAUUGUUAGAAUAAUGUUACAAAAUCAUUAUUUUUAUUUUUCUGCUUCGAAAUAAGUACUUUGAUUAAUGUUUUACUUAUUAUUUUACGUGUUUGACAAUUUUUGAAAAAUCUAAAGGUUUCUGUGAUUAUAAUAGAUGAAAAAUGGACAAUUAUUGCUCACAAAGCUUGCGUUUUCUCUUAUCGCGCUAAUAUAUAACAUUAAGACGUUUUUUUUAAUAUUUAAUUGUAAAAUGGAGAUUUUAUUAUUGUACAUUGUAUAUACGGAGAGCACAGAUGAUUUAAUAAUAUUAUUUAUAGUUAAAAAUUUGUUUUAUUUACGUACGAGUUAAAUAAAAUACAUCUAAUGUAUAAAAAAA
Molecule: messenger RNA, 9337 nt
Organism: Diorhabda carinulata
Lineage: Eukaryota; Metazoa; Arthropoda; Insecta; Coleoptera; Chrysomelidae
Product: mucin-2-like
Exons: 13
Coding region: 407-4288 (1293 amino acids)
Biological process (GO): negative regulation of transcription by RNA polymerase II
Cellular component (GO): PRC1 complex
Molecular function (GO): promoter-specific chromatin binding
Source: RefSeq, a predicted model, not a curated record